AUGGCGGUCGAUCCGCAGGAGGACAAGUACGACGUGGGCAGUGGUGAGCGGUUCGACGACUUGGUCGGCCUCAUCGAGCACUUCCGGUCGUACCCGAUGAUCGAGACUUCCGGUGACGUGCUUCGUCUGCUGCAGCCCGUCAGCGGAACCGGCCUCCGCGCACAUGACAUCGAUCAGAAAAUAAUGGAGAUGGAGAAAUUCCAGAAACCGGAGAACAAAGGCGGAUACGACGGGGAGUUUCUAUCACUAAAUUUGGCAGAAGAAAUGAACUUAUUUUCCAUGGAAGAAGGUGAAAAGGCGGAAAAUAUAGCUAAGAACCGCUACAGGAACGUACUGCCGUACGACGAGACCCGAGUGAUUUUGCGCAAGAUCGGCGACGUACCUCCAGAAGCCGACUAUGUUAAUGCAAACUACAUCCGUUCAAACAACGUUUUCGAGCCGUCCGCUCUGUCCUCCAACGAGACCCUGAACAGCGUGCAACCUCUGGCUGCACAGAAUGACUGUAUAAAGUCACCGCAACUCGUUACGAAGUCGCUCUCGGAUGAAGCUCUAAGGGAAAUAAAGAAAUGCAUGAAAUUGGACAAAAUAAACGGAAACUUACGACUCAGUACAGUAAAGGACAAAACUUACAUAGCCACCCAAGGUUGUCUUGCUAGCACCGUGAACGACUUUUGGCACAUGAUCUGGCAGGACGACGUUAGGGUCAUCGCAAUGAUCACAAAGGAGACUGAACGUGGAAAGAAAAAAUGCGACCGCUACUGGCCGCUGGCUGGACGAGAGGAGCGCUAUCACAAAUUUCUGGUCAAAUCAGUUUCGGAGACCUUAUACGAGGACUAUGUGCUGCGGGAGCUGGAAGUGACCGACGACAGCAACACGCGUAGGAGCGUCUACCAGUACCAGUUUACUGCCUGGCCAGAUCACGGCACCCCGAACGAGCCAGAUGGCGUGCUUGCCUUCUUAGACGACAUCAACACAAGGAUGCAUCAAAGUACGCUAAACAGCAAUCCACCAGAACAGAAUGUGCUGUGCGUGCAUUGCUCAGCGGGGGUCGGCAGGACGGGCACUUUCAUAGUCCUCGACAUGCUUAUAGAUCAGAUCAAAAUGUUUGGGUUCAACUGUGACAUAGACGUGCAUAGCACGGUGAAGGCAGUGCGGACGCAAAGGAGGGGUAUGGUGCAGAACAAAGCCCAAUACAGAUUCAUAUAUCUGGCGCUGCAAAGUUACGUCGACAAAAAAGACUUAAAGUUGAGGAAAAAGGUCUACCCGUCGGAUGGU
Messenger RNA from Iphiclides podalirius (scarce swallowtail), 1275 nucleotides. The record is from the annotation of a GenBank genome assembly. Lineage: Eukaryota; Metazoa; Arthropoda; Insecta; Lepidoptera; Papilionidae.